AAAAGGCCCCAAAGUGUGUAUUCAAGACAUCAGCUUAGAGAAAAUCUUUGACUACUCACUAGUUGAAAGAACAUAACUUUUUUCCUUUUCAGAUCUCUCUCUUUACUUGUAUAUAUAAAGCCCAUGCCUCUCCCCACAUUGAGCUACCAAAGACAAGAUUUACCAUACAAACACACACUCACUCACUCUGUAAUCUCCUCUCUCUGCAAGUGAAUGUUGUGAAUUUCCCUUGAGUUAGGGAAACAAAACCUUCAUGGAGAUGUCUACAGAUCAGAAGAUUAAGUAUCAGCUCCAAAAACAAGAUGAACCCCAGAUGAGGAAAAAGGGUGGCCUAAUUACUAUGCCAUUCAUUAUAGCAAAUGAGGCAUUUGAGAAGGUUGCUAGCUAUGGACUAUUGCCUAACAUGAUAUUGUAUCUAAUGAUGGAUUAUGGAAUGAGCUUGACAAAAGGCCAAAAUAUACUCUAUUUCUGGAGUGCAGCUACUAAUUUCAUGCCACUUAUUGGAGCUGUUGUCUCUGAUUCUUAUCUGGGUCGUUUCCUCACCAUUGGUCUUGGUUCCAUUACCAGUUUGUUGGGAAUGAUUCUUUUAUGGUUAACAGCCAUGAUUCCACAGGCAAGGCCCGGCCCUUGUGAUCCUCGAACACAAGUCUGUAAACCAACUUCAUCAUCUCAGUAUUCUCUCUUGAUUGCCUCUUUCACUCUCAUAUCCAUUGGAGCUGGUGGCAUCAGGCCUUGUUCAUUGGCUUUUGGUGCAGAUCAAAUAAAUAAUACAGAGAAUCCAAAAAAUGUGAGAAAUUUAGAACGCUACUUCGGUUGGUAUUAUGCUUCUGCAGCCCUUUCUGUUGUGAUCGCCUUGACCGGUAUUGUCUACAUUCAAGAUCACGUGGGAUGGAAAGUUGGUUUUGGAGUUCCUGCCAUUUUGAUGUUCUUAUCUGCUUCUUUGUUUUUUCUUGCUUCUUCGUUAUAUAUCAAGCACAAGAUUAGGACUAGCUUGUUAACUAGCUUUGCACAAGUUAUUGUAGUUGCUUAUAAGAAUAGGAAAAUUGAUCUUCCUCCUAUGAAUUCCGAAGUAUGGUAUCACCAGAAAGAAUCAAAGUAUCAAUUCCCGACUAGUAAACUAAGGUUCUUAAAUAAAGCCUGUGUCAUAAGAAAUCCUGAAGAUGUUAGCUCGGAUGGCAUAGCUUUGAACCAGUGGACCCUUUGUUCAGUUGAUCAAGUCGAAGAUUUGAAAGUUUUGAUCAGAGUUAUACCAUUGUGGUCUGCUGGAAUCAUGAUGUCAGUAAACAUAAGCCAAAGUUCAUUUGCAGUUCUUCAAGCUCAGUCCAUGGACAGGCAUCUGACUUCAAACUUUGAAAUUCCAGCAGCCUCCUUCGGAUUGUUUACUGUCAUUGCUCUAUUCGUAUGGGUAAUGAUAUACGAUAGGGUAGUGCUUCCAGUUGCAUCUAAGAUUAGAGGAAAACCAGUUUAUAUUGGCGUGAAAGAAAGAAUGGGAAUUGGUCUAUUUUUUUCGUUCCUAGGAAUGGUAGCAUCCGCGAUUGUAGAGCAUAUUCGUCACCGGAAAGCAAUCGAGCAGGGAUUCUUAAACAACCCUAGUGCAGUAGUAGACAUGUCUGCAUACUGGCUUAUUCCUCAACAUGUGUUGAACGGGUUAGCUGAGGCGUUUAAUGCCAUUGGCCAGACAGAGUUUUACUACUCGGAAUUUCCCCAGAGUAUGGCUAGCAUUGCAUCAUGUUUAUUCGGAUUGGGGAUGGCAUUUGCCAAUCUAUUAGCUAGUCUCAUUCUCAGCACUGUGGAUCACGCGACAAAGAAAGGGGGGAAAGAAAGCUGGACUUCUAGUAACAUUAACAAAGGACAUUAUGAAAGUUACUACUGGCUUCUUGGGGUUCUGAGUGUCAUAAACAUCUUUUACUUCAUGUUCUGCAGCUGGGCUUACGGUUCUUGUGUAGAAAAAGUAAAUGGUGUUCCACGCGAGAUGGCAAUCAAUGGUUCUGCAAAAGAGUUGCUGAAGCUAAGCUGCUCUCGGGUGAACGAUGAAGUCGAAAAUGGUAAAGAAUUGUCUAAAUCCAGGCUAUUACCAGCUUAAUUCUUGGUCUGGGCACUCCACUGAAAUGCAUCUAUAACAAAAUAGUACUGAUUUCAUAUAUUACAUAAACUAUGAUAAAUAGGCUUAAAUUUUUAUUCAUAAUCUUAUGUAUGUAUCUCCCUUUUCAUGUCACCAUGUAAUAUAUAUAUAAUCAAGCUGUGAUAUAGGAGCUGUAUUACAAAUUACAAGUCCCUCCAUGAAAAUGAUAUAACAAGCAGCUUUAUUGCACUGUA
Messenger RNA from Daucus carota subsp. sativus, 2316 nucleotides. Its product is annotated as protein NRT1/ PTR FAMILY 1.1. Bases 254 to 2083 code for a protein of 609 amino acids. NCBI's taxonomy places the organism in Eukaryota, Viridiplantae, Streptophyta, Magnoliopsida, Apiales, Apiaceae. Gene Ontology annotation, biological process: transmembrane transport. The transcript has 4 exons. The record is from RefSeq and is a predicted model, not a curated record. Gene Ontology annotation, molecular function: transmembrane transporter activity. Gene Ontology annotation, cellular component: plasma membrane.